Closterium sp. NIES-65 is the source of this 4221-nucleotide messenger RNA. The record is from the annotation of a GenBank genome assembly. Lineage: Eukaryota; Viridiplantae; Streptophyta; Zygnematophyceae; Desmidiales; Closteriaceae.
AUGAAUGAGACAGCAGUUGCCCACCAGCAGCCGCCUCAGCCAACAGCAGUUGCCCACCAGCAGCCUCAGGCUGCAGCGGAGCGUGACGGCGUUGUUGCUGCUGCUGUUCCCCAGCUAGAAUUUGAGAACUCCCCGGAAAAAAUGGGUAAUUCCCAGCAGGAGAUGGCGGCGCGGCGGCGGUUGGAGGAGAUGGUGGCGCGGGUGGUGGGCUCCGAUGGGCACAACUGGCUCAAGUACGGCCAGAAGCAAGUGCAGUGCUCCAAUGCCACCAGGUGCUACUACAAGUGCAGUCGCGCCAAGACCAGCCUGCGCUGUCCGGCCAAGAAGACUGUUGACAUCAACUGCCGCAACGGCUCCGACCCGCUCUCCCCCGACGCCAUCCAAGUUGCCUACCGCUGCCGCCUCCACACCCACCCCGCGCCUCCCAACCACGCGAGUGCUGCCGCCGCAGCAGCCGCCACCGCUGCCGCCGCAGCAGCCGCCACCGCCGCCACCGCCGUUGCCACCGCCAUUACUGUUGGUGCAGCUGCUUCUGCCACUCCACCUGCUGUUCUUGCUCCUGCAGCUGCUUCUGCUACUCCUGUUGCUUCAACCGCGCCUUCUAUUGCUCCUGCUCUCGCCGGUCGAAUUUUGCCAGAGACUAAGGAAUGGGACGCCGGUUGCGAUUGGGAUCACCAGAAGCAGGUGCAGCAGCAGCAACAGCAGCAGCAGCAGCAGCAGCAGCAGCAGCAGCAGCAGCAGCAGCAGCAGCAGCAGCAGCAGCAGCAGCAGCAGCAGCAGCAGCAGCAGCAGCAGCAGCAGCAGCAGCAGCAGCAGCAGCAGCAGCAGCAGCAGCAGCAGCAGCAGCAGCAGCAGCAGCAGCAGCAGCAGCAGCAGCAGCAGCAGCAGCAGCAGCAGCAGCAGCAGCAGCAGCAGCAGCAGCAGCAGCAGCAGCAGCAGCAGCAGCAGCAGCAGCAGCAGCAGCAGCAGCAGCAGCAGCAGCAGCAGCAGCAGCAGCAGCAGCAGCAGCAGCAGCCUGAGGCGGAAUGGGCGGGCGUGUGGGACCCCAUCGCAUGGCCUGGCACAUUCCCGGGCAUGGACGCUCACGUGGAGGAGGGCCUUGCGGGCAUGUGUCACUCGCUCGCAUCGCCAAGCACACUCCAAGGCGCCGAGAAACACAGAGAGGACUAUGAGUCAGUGUGCUUGGCUCGAGUUCGCCAUAAUUCGCACGAUUCCCCCCUCGGCUCCCCCCUCGUGGCCCCCCUCGUGCCCCCCCUCGUGCCCCCUCUCGUGGUCCCCCUUGAUCUUCCCCUCCACUCCCUCCUUGAUUCCCCGCUCGACUCUCCCCUGACCUCCCCCCUUGAGUCUCCAGGAAACACGCUCAGUGUCUUGGGUUUACAUGCUGUGGGGGCAGCAGAGGGAAGCGCUUGCCAGUCCCGCGAUGAGGUAGAUGAGUUUCUGUGCGAGGUGGGCGCGGUAUCCAUGGAUGUAACACCGAGCGGGUGUAACCGGGGAGUCACAGCUCGCAGUGAGCAUCAUCCGGGGGUUGUAGCAUUGAGUGGUGUAGGUGCUGAUGUUGAUUAUGGUAUCAACCCUGGUGUCGACCCUGGUGUCGACCCUGGUGUCGACCUUGGUGUCGACCCUGAUGUCACUGAGUUUGAUUGUCACACAUUGCUGAUUCGUUCUGCUGGUCUCCUCUCUCAGCUGAUACAAGAUCGAGAGCAGCAAAAGCAACGGCAGCAAAAACGUCAUAUGCAGAAUCAACAGCAGCAGCAGGAGGGCGAGCAGCAGAGAAGGCAGGCGCAGCAAGAGCAGCAGCAAGAGCAGGUGUCAUUGGUACUGCAGGAAGAGCAGCAACUGAACACGAUCCUGCUCGCUCUCUCAAACGCCAUGCCACGCACCGCGCGUGCCAAGCGGCCUGCCUCCGCCAUGGCUGCGCCUGCUGCUCUGCCUGUCCCCUGCACGCCUGCAUCUCAAAACAGUGCGCAUCGCAUUCGUGCCACGGCUACUGAGGUGCGUCAAACCUCUGCCGUGGCUGCGCCUCCUGCUCUGCCUCCCCUCCACGCUCCUGCCUCUCGUCCCUGCACACAUCAUCACGCUCUUGCCACGGCUACUGAGGCGUGUCAGAAUUCUGCUAUGGCUGCGCCUGCUGCCCUGCGUGUCCCCUGCACCCCUGCCUCGUGGCACGGGGCACAUCACACUCUCAGCGCGGCCACUGAUGCCUUUCCCCCCCCCUCUGAUUCGAGCUCUGCGGAUUGUGAUGUGGAUGGGGGUGGGAUGGAGCGAGCAUGGAGCGGGGUGGAGGGGCCAGAAACGCCCACACGCAGCAGCAGCAGCAUGGGCGGCCGCAACAGGACGGAGAGAAGGGCGUUUCAGAGUAUGGCAACACCAGUAACCUGCAGUAGCAGCAUCAGGGAGAAGAAUAUUCGGCUGGUUGCUAGAGCUAUCAAGAGUCAUGUGGCAGCACGCAGCCGCAGCAGCAGCGGCAACACAUUUGGUCAUGGGCGGGCGAGUGAGACUGCUGGUGGUGGUGUGGCGUGCAAUAGUCAACUCUCCUCUGAGUCCCUAUUGCCCUCUCUGACUGCUGUUGCUGCAUCAUGCAAGCGCCAGCAGCUUAUGGUGACACACGAGGGGUGUUGGAGUGCCCCGAGGGCAUGUGGGGAUGAGCUGAAUCCGUUGGGGGGUGCUACUACAAGUGCACUCGCGCCAAGACCACCAUCUCACACGUGCUGUACUACUGUCUUCAGUCGCGCCUCCCCCUCCCCCCCCCCCCUCCCUCUCUCCCCUUCUCCCCCUCGCGCCCUCCUCACCAGGUGCUACUACAAGUGCAGUCGCGCCAAGACCAGCCUGCGCUGUCCGGCCAAGAAGACUGUUGACAUCAACUGCCGCAACGGCUCCGACCCGCUCUCCCCCGACGCCAUCCAAGUUGCCUACCGCUGCCGCCUCCACAACCACCCCGCGCCUCCCAUUAGCCGUCCACCCAACCACCCCACAGUCCCCAUUUACAGCCCUACCAAGCGGCCCAAUUACCGCCGUACUUACCGGCCUCUCGACCGGCCCAUGAGCCACCAUAGCAACCUCGCGGUGUCACACGGUGGAGCUGGCUGCACUGCAGCAUCUAGCGCUGCUCGCCUUGACCAUCUUGCUGCGGCUCUCGAUUCCCCGGACGGUGGUUCCCAUGCAGCUCUCACUUACCCGGACACUCAUUCCCAUGCAGCUCUCACUUACCCGGACACUCAUUCCCAUGCAGCUCUCACUUACCCGGACACUCAUUCCCAUGCAGCUCUGGAUUCCCAGGCUGCUUGCUCUGAUGCAGCUCUGAACGCCCCGGGUGCUGAUUUUGGUGGGCCUCUGAAUGCCCUGGGUGCUGAUUUUGGUGGGCCUGUGAAUGCCCUGCCCUCUCCUCCGGGGCUGGCUGGGCUUAUCCCCGUUAGUGGCUGCUCCACUGACCUCAACUCUGCUGUUGCUGUUCACACGCGGAGGUCUACAAUCUAUGAGGAACUGCGGCUUCUGGAUCUCAGAUCUCAAAUGCUAGGAGAAGAUGGCAGCCGUCGAUUUUAUGAUGCGGAGGAGGAUUCGACGGAUGAGAUUUUCUCUUCUCUGGGAGCAAUAUUGCCUACGAAUCAAGGUCUCCAAGAUCUUCAAGAGCUCCAAGAGCUGUCACUGCCUUUCAGUGCCAACCACGUGGGGCUUCUACCAAACUUCUCUGACGCGGGAUUGGUCGAGGAGGAGCAGAUCGCUGGUGGUGUGGUGGUGGGCAAUGGGGAGAGUUUGAAAUUUGAUUUGCAUGGUGAUGGGGAGGAAGGGUCGCUGCACGGUUCUACAGGGACGAGAUUUGCAGCACCGAUGGGGCAUGUGUCGGGUGCUGCUGUGCAGGGUGCUGCUGUGCCGGGUGCUGCUGCGCUGGGUGCUGCUGUGCAGGGUGCUGCUGUGCAGGGUGCUGCUGCUUUGUCUGGCUGCGGUGCUGUAUCCGAUGCUCAUCAGUUUCAGACCCAGAAGGAGCCGUUGACUCAAAAUGCAUCGUUGACUGACGCCUCUCCUUCAGACCACCUUGCAAUGUUCCCAACCACUUCCAACCGCAAUACGUUUGGCCCAUUGCACCAGCAGCAAGCUAUGUUGAAGCCGUUGAUUCCAGCAGCAGUGGUUGCGUUUCUAGGGGGCGACAGCACCAUUCAGGUUUCAGACUUUGCAGCCGUUGGCAAGCGGAAGGAGCUGCAAUCGUGGCUCGAAGGUGCGGCUUAG